AAUCGAUAAAUGAAUAUUGUGUGUUUCACUAUCAUUAAAGAAAAGUUCACUUUGGCAAUUAAUUUUUAAAAUAUAGCUUAAAUAUGGAAGCAGUUUGCCGGAUUUGCAUGGACAACUCCGUGGCCCUUGUGGAUAUAUUUGAGGAGGGGCCUUCGAUAGAUGAGAAACCCAGCCUGGCCGAUAUGUUGAACGAGUGCGCCGGAUGCAAAGUGAAGCAGGAUGAUCCACUGCCAAAGCAGAUAUGCGAUACCUGUGUUUUAGACUGUCUAAAUGCAUUUCGAUUCAAGCGAACUUGCCAGCAGAGUCAGGAGCGCUUCAUGGAAAUCUUAAACGAGAAGAAGGAAAAGAAGAAGGAGGCAAAAGUAAAAUGUGAAAUGCAGAACGGAUCAAAGGAAGAUUGGCAACUGUCGGAUAACAGUCUGGAUCUGGACUGCGUCAAGAUAGAGAAUCCAGAUGAAGAGAUUCUACCAGAUGUCAAGUUGGAACCACCUCAUAGUGAGAUGAAAAUAAUUGCUGCCACAUCGUGGCAGGGUAAGAUAAUACCAAUUGAUAAUCCUUCGCCGCUCACUGGCAAGAUUUAUUGUUGCAAGCUCUGUGGCAAGGAAUUCUUCCACUUGGAUAAACUGGCCAAGCACAGACUCCUGCACGAUCACGAGCUUCGACCUUACAAAUGUCCCUAUUGUCCAGUCGUCCAAUCAAGUGUCCAUAUUGCCCGAAGACCUUCACCCGCCAACUACAAGCCAAGGAACACAUCUUCGCCCACAAGGGUAUAUAUCUGUACCAGUGUGAGAAGUGCAACAAGAAAUUCAAGAGUUUGGCCGGAUACCGGGGACACGUUUGUCAUGGUUUAAUAAAAUAUCCCAACUAAUUUCCAUGUUUGUUUCAUAAUUUUAAGCUUAACUGUGCAAUAUUUUAAAUAAUUAAAGAAAACUAUAAUAUAUGGAA
Drosophila innubila is the source of this 945-nucleotide messenger RNA. RefSeq lists its product as uncharacterized. The record is from RefSeq and is a predicted model, not a curated record. The coding region runs from base 84 to 851 and encodes 255 amino acids. Gene Ontology annotation, molecular function: zinc ion binding. Gene Ontology annotation, cellular component: nucleus. Lineage: Eukaryota; Metazoa; Arthropoda; Insecta; Diptera; Drosophilidae. The transcript has 2 exons.